AUGAUUCUAGGGUUUGUAAAUCAGUCAUCUCAUAGUCGCCCUGCCCUCGGUCAUGAAGCUUUAAUCCCGAGUAGCUCCACGCCGUACAAAUAUACCAUGCCGCCGCCCAAUCUUCCGGCGCUACUACGUACAAUUCUGUCAAGGCCAUGCCCAAAUCAGUUCGCGAAAUUCUGCACUCUGAAAAAUGCCGGACCCGGCGAGAACUCGCCGGAAAACGGCCCCGUCGUCUCCUACCUGGUCGACUCAUGUGGUUUGUCGCCGGAAGACGCCAUUGCUGCUUCUAAGAAAGUCCAUUUCGGCACACCCGUCAAGCCUAACGCCUUUCUGGAUCUUCUCAAAAAUGAGGGUUUCACAAAACCCCAAAUCUCCAGCAUCGUGAGGGCAAAACCCAGGUUGCUUCUGUCGAAGCCGGAAAAUUCAAUCCUUCCCAAGAUCCAAUUUUUCCAGAGCUCGUUCUCCGGAGUUCCUAAGAAGGACGUUCUUGCCACCAUCUCGAAAUACCCCUUUCUCUUGACCAUGAGCUUGGAGCAAAAGCUCGCUCCCAACUUGGAUUACCUCAAAAAUCUGCUCGGGCCUGAAAAGGCCGCAGCUCUCUUUGCCCGCGGAUCGCACUUUUUGACCUGGGCUAGCAAUCAGAACAGGUUCAUUUCUAACGUGGACCACCUGCGGGAGAUUGGGGUGCCUACCUCGCAACUCGAGCGCGCCUUUUUCCUGUGCCCUGGGAUUUUUUCUUUGGAACACUCUGAAUUCAGGAAACUCGUGCAGGAAGUGAGGGAAAUGGGUUUUAACCCGUCAAGAUUGAUUUUUUUCCUGGCCAUCAAUGCUCGUUCAGGGAAGUCCUGUUUGGCCCUGUGGAACAGAUGCUAUGAAGUUUAUCGAAAAUGGGGAUGGUCGAGGGAUGACAUAUUGGGUGCAUUCUUGAAGCAUCCCAAUUGCAUGCUUUGUUCGGAGAAGAAGAUUACGGCUUUCUUUGAAUUUGUGUCUCGUGAGUUGGGUCGGGAUGCAAAGUCAGUGGCUAAGAAGCCAACUAUUAUCUUUUUCAGUAUGGAAAAGAGAAUAGUCCCCAGGUGCACGUUCGUACGUGACUUAGCUUCAAAGGGCUUGAUCAAGGAAGAUUGGAACUUGAAUAAGGUGCUUGUCAUUAGUGAGAAAGAUUUCAUAGAAAGCUAUGUGUUGCCGUUUGCUGGGGAGGCACAGGAGCUUUGCGAAACUUAUGCGUCAAGGAAAGCAGAAGCUGGAGAGAAUGUGAGUUUUGUUAAACUCAUGUACAAGCUUAGCUAG
Molecule: messenger RNA, 1281 nt
Organism: Striga asiatica
Lineage: Eukaryota; Viridiplantae; Streptophyta; Magnoliopsida; Lamiales; Orobanchaceae
Source: the annotation of a GenBank genome assembly